AUGUCGGGUAUCGAUGACAUUGACCUCAACUGGCACGCUGAUCCCACUGCCGGCAGUCGGCCGCAACACAUUUGCGACAUUUGCGGCCGUGGAUAUACGACCAAACACAUUCUUGCCGACCAUAGGAAAACUCACACCGUCACGCAACCUUUCGCAUGUGACAUAUGUGGUCAAAUUCUUAAGACACCUAAAACACUGGAGCACCAUAAAAUUGUAAAACACACGUCGGAAAAAAAGUUCGAGUGUGACCUAUGCGGCAAAUAUUUCCAAGCGAAAGAACAGCUGAGGAUACACGUGUUGCUGCACAGAUCGAAACAGCCGCACCCGUGUCCGCAGUGUGGAAAAGUUUUUCAAGCUCGACAUUACCUAGCGAGGCAUAUGAGUGUUCACAGCGAUGAGCGACCGUUCAAAUGCGAAUUCUGCGUGGCAUCCUAUAAGUCACACAGUAACCGACUGCAACACCAGAAAACCCACACAACCGUGAAGCAACCGUUCCAGUGUGACACAAUGGUCGCAUCAUGUUGUGUUUCACCGAAAUCUGCUAGCAAUCGCCAGAUCCAAACCACUUCCUGGCAUGCCUCACUCAGCAAUACGUACUCGGCUUCCAUUGACGAAAGAGAUGCUGAGCUCUGUUUGCGACUGAUCCAGCUGAUAGCCGCACCAUCGAAGAAAAGUAUUCCGCCACUUGUUGAUUUUCUGGUGGAUAAAUCCCCAGCCCAGUCGGCAUCCGAAUAUGCAACUAACAAUGCUGAUCCUACUGCUGCUGGUAGCAGUCAGCCGAAACACAUUUGCGACAUCUGUGGUGCAUCGUACAAAUCACGUUAUGGUUUACACUAUCACAGGAAAAUACGGAGCCACCGGCAAAACUUCCACAGCUGGAAACACGCUUGUGCUAUCUGUGACCGAGAGUUCACCACCAAAUAUACUCUCACCGGUCAUCUGAGAGCUCACACCGGAGAGCGACCGUUCGAGUGUGACCUAUGUCACAAAACUUUCAUCAGACGCGUAGAACUAAAUUAUCAUACAAUCGAAAACCACACGCAGGAAAAGAAUUUCGACUGUGCGGAAUGCGGAAAAAAAUUUUACUUGAAAAAACAACUAACAAGGCAUCUGAAAAUACAUAACCUCAAACAUGUUCCCAAACAUAACCCGGAUCGCGCAUACAAGUGCCUAACAUGCGGAAAGGUCUAUAAGAAUAAAUUUUCGCUCGUUGAGCACAUGCAUCGACACUCAGGUGGGCAAGCAUACAUUUGCGACAUCUGCGGAGCAUCGUACAAGUCAAAUUCCGGGUUACGCCUGCACAGGAAAAUCCACACAUCCACAUCCGUUGAGCCAAAACCUUACGAAUGUGACCAGUGUAGCACUCGAUUCACUCACAAGGGUAGUCUCAAUUUUCACAAGCAGAAAAACUGUCCGUCAAGUUCCAGUAGUUCUGGAAUGCAGAAGGCAAGCUUGGAUAGGAAAACAUCCGACGAACCGCCGCUGUUCCGGUGUGAGAUAUGCGGUUUAACUUUCGUGUCAGCUCGAGCGUGGAAAAUUCAUUGCACUAAGAAGCAUACGAUGGAAAAGUGUUUCAAAUGCGAAUUUUGCGGUAAAGAUUACCACAGAACGGAGCAGUUGAUUAAGCACCUGAAAUCGCACAGCACGGAGCGUCCGCAUAAAUGCGAAAUCUGCGGUUUAUCGCUCAGAACUACCGUUGGAAUGAGUCGUCACAUGAGAAAACACCUACAGCUGGGAAGUUUGAAGGUGCCCAAAGAGCGAAUGAGUAACGCAAAAGUUGACACGCCUAUUUCGGAUUCAAAGGAUGCUAAAGUUGUCCCAAGUAAAGAAACAACUCACUUAGACAGUCAAGUCUGUUCUACCGACAAUUCCUCUAUUUCAAAGACGAACGAACGCCGCUCCGAACCACCAUCGGUGGAAUGGGCUAAGUUCCGUCGGUACAAAUGCAACAUCUGCGGUGCAACGUAUAAGUCGCGGAGCGGCUUAGCGCUUCACCGGAACAUUCACACUUCGGUCGAUCCGAAACCGUACAAAUGUGACUUGUGCGGUUCGCAGUACAUUCAGAAAAAACUAGAAGAGAAGAUGAAAGGGAAUCUGUCCGGCUUCGCCGAUGAUAUGGCGAAUGACGGAAUUGAUUAUGAAUGGAUCGAUACGGAAACAGGAAAUGUGGAUCAAGAUUAUUGUUAUUCAGAUGAUGAAGAUGUUUCUGAUAUGCACGAUGAGGAACGUCAGCAGCAUCUAAGCAACUGGCACGCUCUGGCGGUGGAUGAUCCUACUGACGGCAGUCAGUCGAAGCACGUUUGCGAUAUCUGCGGCAACGGGUAUAAGACCAAACCCGUCCUUGCAUUGCACAGGAAAAUUCACUUCGCAACGCAUACUUUCGAGUGUGAUACAUGUGGUAAAAUUUGUAAGACACCCAGAACACUGCAGGAGCAUAAAAUUACAAAACACACCUCGGAAAAGAAAUUUGCGUGCAGCGUAUGCAGUAAAAAUUUCCCUCUGAAACAUCAGCUAACGAGGCACAUGAAGCUGCACAGCUCGGAACGCCCGCACCGGUGUCCAGUGUGUGGAAAAGAUUUUCUAUAUCAAAAUGAGCUUACACGGCAUAUGCCUCUUCACAGCGAUAAGCGGCCGUUCGUAUGCGACAUCUGCGACGCAUCCUAUAUGAGACACAAUAGCCUGCUGAAUCACAGGAAGUACCACACAACCGCUGAUCGCAAACCGGACCUCUACAACCGGGAACAGCGCGAACUCGCUUGUGAAGUCUGUGACCGAAAAUUCGUCACCAAUUAUGCUCUCACGCGUCACCUGGGAACCCACACCAGAGAGCGACCAUUCGAGUGUGACAUUUGUCACAAAACUUUCAUCGGAGCCAAUAUACUUGAGUACCAUAAACUCAAACAGCAUACCCAGCAAAAGAAUUUGAACUGUCCAGAAUGCGGAAAAAUUUUUCAUUUCAGAAAACAAUUAACAAGGCAUCUGAGGCUGCAUAAGCUGGAUCGCAUACACGCGUGUCUGACAUGCGGAAAAGUCUAUACGCGUAACUCUGGGCUCGUUGCGCACAUGCAGGUACACACAGCUGAACGGGUAUAUAUUUGCGACAUUUGCGGUGCAUCAUACAAGUCACGUGGCGGAUUACACUGUCACAGGAAAAUCCACACAUCCGUUGGUCCAAAACCUUACGAAUGUGAUCAGUGUAAUGCUCGAUUCACUAAAAAAGGUACUCUCAAUUCUCACAAAAAGAAACGCUGUCCGUCAAGUUCCAAUUCUGGAAUGCAGAAGAAGGAAAGCUUGGAUAGGAACAAAUCUGACGACGAACCGGCGCUGUUCGAGUGUGAAGUUUGCGGUGAAGGUUACCACAUAAAGCAGCAGCUGGAGAAGCACCUGAAAGCGCACAGCGCGGAGCGUCCGCAUAAGUGCGAUAUUUGCGGCAAGGAUUUCACUUUCCGCUUUUCGCUUGUGAAACAUGCGCGCGAGCACAGCAGUGAGCAGCACCCGAAGUUGCUUCUCUUCUGUUCCAGCAACUGGCACGCUGAUCCUACGGGUGACAGUCGACCGAAACACAUUUGCGACAUCUGCGGCCAUGGAUAUAAGACCAAACACACUCUUGCGGACCAUAGGAAAACUCACACCGCAACGCAACCUUUCGAAUGUGACAUCUGUGGUCAAAUUUGUAAGACACCCAAAAUACUGCGGCUGCAUAAAAUUGUAAAACACACGUCGGAAAAAAAAUUCGCAUGUAACGUAUGCGGCAAUGAUUUCCAUAUGAAAAGACAGUUAACGACGCACUUGAGGCUGCACAACCCGGAGCACAACACGCACCGGUGUACGGUUUGUGGAAAAGAUUACCGUUCUCGAUAUAACCUCGCGCAGCAUAUGUUGGCGCACAGCGGCGAGCGACCGUACGAAUGCGACCUCUGCGACGCAUCCUUUAGGUUGCACGGUAGCCUACGGGUUCACCGACAAACCCACGACGAUCAACGCAACCGGAAACAGCGCGAACACGCUUGUGAUAUCUGUGACCGCAAAUUCGCCGAUAACUAUAAUCUCGCGAUUCACUUGAGAACUCACACCGGAGAACGACCGUUCGAGUGCGACGUGUGUCAUGAAACUUUCGCUAGAAGUGAUGUACUUAAGAAACAUAAAGUCAAAAACCACACGCAGGAAAGGAAUUUUAAAUGUCCAGAAUGUGGUAAUGAAUUUUACUUGAAAGAACAACUGACAAGGCAUCUGACGACGCAUAACCCGGAUCGCUCACACAAGUGUCUGACCUGCGGAAAAGUCUAUAAGAAUAAACAUUCGCUCGUUGAUCAUAUGCACCUACACACAGAUGGGGGAACAUAUAUUUGCGACAUCUGCGGCGCAUCAUACAAGUCACGUGGCGGCUUAAACGUACACAAAAAAAUUCACGCCGUUGAGACCAAGCCUUAUGAAUGUGACCAGUGUAGUUCUCGAUUCGCUCAACAGAGUAGUCUCAAUUUUCACAAAAAGAACCAUUGUCCGUCAAGAUGCAGUUCUGGUAUGCGGAGGGAAAGCUUGGAUAGGAACAACACCGACGAACCGGCGCUGUUCAAGUGUGAAGUGCCCACAAAAAGCGAAUGA
Sabethes cyaneus is the source of this 4602-nucleotide messenger RNA. RefSeq names its product zinc finger protein 729-like. Lineage: Eukaryota; Metazoa; Arthropoda; Insecta; Diptera; Culicidae. The transcript is spliced from 7 exons. Bases 1 to 4602 code for a protein of 1533 amino acids. The record is from RefSeq and is a predicted model, not a curated record.